Malania oleifera is the source of this 690-nucleotide messenger RNA. RefSeq lists its product as uncharacterized. The transcript is spliced from 4 exons. NCBI's taxonomy places the organism in Eukaryota, Viridiplantae, Streptophyta, Magnoliopsida, Santalales, Ximeniaceae. The record is from RefSeq and is a predicted model, not a curated record. Bases 1 to 690 code for a protein of 229 amino acids.
AUGAGAGACUGUCCGAUACAGGGAAAUAGUGGAACCUCGCAGCAGUCAUAUAGGGGUAAUACUCAGGCAAGGGUGUGUUCUCUGACUCUAGCCGAUGUUAAGAACAUGGGAGAUGUUGUCACAGAGGUGCAAUUGUUAGAUUACAAACUGGUGGUGGCUACACCGUCUGGAUCUGUGGUUGGGUAUAACAAGGUAGUUCAUGACUUCCCGAUUGAAAUUCGAGGAAGAGUGCUACUAGUUGAUCUUGUGGUAUACGACAUGUAUGGCCUUGACAUCAUCUUAGGAAUGGAUUGGUUGUUUUCCAGUUAUGCCAAUAUCGAUUGCCACAGAAGGGAGGUGUUGUUCAGACCGCCAGAAAAGAGGCUACUUCUUAGGGGGCGCCAAGGGUAUUUGGUGUUUGUGAAAGAAACACCAGUAGAGGAAGGAGAAUUGGAUAUGAUUAUUGUAGUGCGCGAGUUCCCUGAUGUAUUUCCGGAGGACUUGCCAAGUUUACCUCCAGACUCUGAAGUGGAAUUUUCUAUUGAGUUAGUUAUAGGUACGACGCCGAUAUCGAAAGCUCUGUAUCGUAUGACCCCAGUCGAAUUGAGGGAGUUGAAAGAACAACUUCAGGAACUGCCGAAUUUACAAGAGAGGAUUCGUGUGGCGCAAAAGGAGGAUCCCGAGUUGGUUGAGGUUAUGGAAGGAAUUUAG